AAGAAAUAAAGACAGCCAUGAGGAAGUUGGUCAGCAGAUAUGUUUUAUGUAAAGAGAAGCGACCCACAUCAAGAAACAGCAGAAGAGAUGGAGAAAGAAAAUAGCACACUGGUGACAGAAUUCAUCUUCCUUGGCCUGACCCAGUCUCCAAAUAUUCAGCUCCUAGUCUUUGUGUUGAUCUUAAUUUUCUAUCUCAUCAUCCUCCCUGGAAACUUCCUCAUCAUCCUCACCAUCAAGUUAGACCCUGGCCUCUCUGCUCCCCUCUACUUCUUUCUGGGCAACUUGGCCUUCCUGGAUGCAUCCUACUCCUUCAUUGUGGCUCCCAGGAUGCUGGUGGACUUCCUUUCUGAGAAGAAGGUAAUCUCCUAUAGAGGCUGCAUCACUCAGCUCUUUUUCUUGCAUUUCCUUGGAGGGGGGGAGGGUUUACUCCUAGUUGUGAUGGCCUUUGACUGCUAUAUCGCCAUCUGCCGGCCUUUGUACUACUCAACUGUCAUGAACCCUAGAACUUGCUGUGUAUUGCUGUUGGCUCUGUGGUUUGGAGGCUUUAUCCACUCCAUUAUUCAGGUGGUGCUCAUCCUCCGUUUGCCCUUCUGUGGCCCAAACCAGCUGGAUAACUUCUUCUGUGAUGUGCCGCAGGUCAUCAAGCUGGCCUGCACAGACACCUUCGUGGUGGAGCUCCUGAUGGUCUUCAACAGUGGUCUCCUCACCCUCCUGUGCUUCGUGGGGCUUCUGUCCUCCUAUGCGGUCAUCCUCUGCCAUGUACGUGGGUCGGCUUCUGACAGGAAGAGCAAGGCCAUGUCCACGUGCACCACCCACGUCAUUAUCAUAUUUCUCAUGUUUGGACCUGCUAUUUUCAUCUACACUCGCCCCUUCAGAACCUUACCAGCUGACAAGGUGGUUGCCUUUUUCCACACAGUCAUCUUUCCAUUGAUGAACCCUGUAAUUUAUACCCUUCGCAACCAGGAAGUAAAAUCUUCUAUGAGGAGGUUAUUGAGUCGGCAUGUGGUUUGUUGA
Talpa occidentalis (Iberian mole) is the source of this 1014-nucleotide messenger RNA. Its product is annotated as olfactory receptor 4N2-like. Gene Ontology annotation, molecular function: olfactory receptor activity; G protein-coupled receptor activity. Lineage: Eukaryota; Metazoa; Chordata; Mammalia; Eulipotyphla; Talpidae. Gene Ontology annotation, cellular component: membrane. The record is from RefSeq and is a predicted model, not a curated record. The transcript is spliced from 2 exons. Bases 40 to 1014 code for a protein of 324 amino acids. Gene Ontology annotation, biological process: G protein-coupled receptor signaling pathway.